AUGACUGAUUCACUAACCGAUCCGGUCCUGAAAACUAUGCUCAUUCAUAAUACCCAACUUUUCCCCUUUUUGUUUCCUAUCUCCAUCUUAUCGAGUUCGCUACUAUUCAACCGAUACGGAGAGCUACAAAGCGAGAGUGAGCAGGAGACGAAGCUGCUGCUGCUGCUUUGCUUUGCUUUGCCUUGCGAGCAGAAAUUGCUAAUAGCAAAAGGCGGAGAAGCUGGAAGAGUAGCUCAAGGAGCUAGGAUCCAAGUUGGAAUCUCCUCCAUCCGCCAAGGACAUCAUUCUCAAGCAGUUAAAGAUUGCUUAGCUAUAGACUCGGAACACUCCCGUUUUGCCUCUCUCGUCCUCCUCUUGGUGGCUCUCUUCUCCUGUCUUCUGGUCUAUGCAGUCGUUUCUACACUAUUGAAUCCCACCGUAAAUUCUGAUGAUGCCACCUUUGAGCCUUCGGGAUCGACGGGCAGUAUUGAUGUGGGGGAAAAGAAUGGUGAGUGUUGCAGAGGCAUUGAGAAUUUGGAGCUGUGGGGUGCAGCUUUGAAGCGGGGGUCUGACUUCAAGUUUAAUUCUUCCGUGAAAUAUUGUCAGGCUUGUAAGGCCAUGUGUACUGGAAAUGAUGGCCCUUGCUUGUGUGAUACUUGGGUUUUCUGUGGGAACAAGGAGGCUUACGGGUCGAGAUUUGGAGAGGUAUUGCAAGUGUGAGAUGCCAUAUAACCCGGAUGACCUCAUGGUGCAAUGCGAGGGAUGCAAGGAUUAAUAAAGUCACUACUCAUUUACUUAAUAAUGCUUGUCAAAAUAAUAUCUUAGCAUUCCGAUGUUACUUUCCAAUAAUGAUUUAUAUGUGUCCUAUUUUAUUUGGUAUAAUAUCUUUGAAAAUCUACUUCCUAUAAAGCUGUAGUUUUGUUGUGACUGAAAGCAAUUAAAUGUAAGGCAUUCUAGUGAGCUGUAAUGGUAGACUCAUUAAGACACAGAUAAGUAUGAGCUAGAUAACCUU
Hibiscus syriacus is the source of this 991-nucleotide messenger RNA. RefSeq lists its product as uncharacterized. Bases 1 to 699 code for a protein of 232 amino acids. The transcript has 4 exons. The record is from RefSeq and is a predicted model, not a curated record. Lineage: Eukaryota; Viridiplantae; Streptophyta; Magnoliopsida; Malvales; Malvaceae.